Molecule: messenger RNA, 261 nt
Organism: Ilex paraguariensis (yerba mate)
Lineage: Eukaryota; Viridiplantae; Streptophyta; Magnoliopsida; Aquifoliales; Aquifoliaceae
Source: the annotation of a GenBank genome assembly
AUGGUUUUGAUAAAAGUUAUGAGACAUAUGCCUGGUGGCCCUGGUGCUGAGAAGUUUGAAAUGUCUUUUACACACAAUGCUGGAGAAUGUUGGGAACUUCAUGAUCAAUGCUUGUGGCCUUACUUUCUGCAUGAACUCACCUUCUUUGAAAUGGCAGAACCACCGGGAUCUAGAACACAUCUUGAAAGAAAUACUCCUACUAUUUCUCCUGCAAAAUGCAGGAUGUCCAAAAAAGAAAAUGCUUCAAAGGAUAUAUUCUGA